Molecule: messenger RNA, 1011 nt
Organism: Rosa chinensis
Lineage: Eukaryota; Viridiplantae; Streptophyta; Magnoliopsida; Rosales; Rosaceae
Exons: 3
Coding region: 1-1011 (336 amino acids)
Source: RefSeq, a predicted model, not a curated record
AUGUUUGUGGCAGUUGACUCAGAUAAGGAAGGGAUAAGGAAUGAGUACAAUUCUAAUGAGGAUGUGGUGCAAGACAGGAAUCCAAAGUUUAAUCCAAAGAUAGACAUGAAGGACCCUCAUUUUUGCAAGGGAAUGAAAUUUGCCUCAGUUAAGAUACUCAGAGCUGCAUUAAGAGAGAGGCCAAUUCAGGAUGGUUGGGAGGUGAUGUUUCUGAAGAAUGACAGCAACAGAGUUAGAGCCAUUUGCAAGGCUGAAAAUUGUGAUUUUGAACUGUUUGCAUCUAAAAUGCAACAUGAGAGCACCUUGCAGAUUAAAACUUAUGUUGGGAAGCACAACCGUGCUAGGGUAUUGGACAACACGAUGGUGAAAACACCAUAUCUAGUCCACAGGUUUGCUGAGCAUAUCAAGCUCAAACCUAAUAUCUCAACAGCUGCUGUGAGAGCCAUGGUUUCAUUCCAGCAAGUUUAUAGAACUAAGAGGGCUGCUCUGAGUAUGCUUGAGAGAAGCAUGAAGGAGCAAUAUGCAAAGGUGCAGGAUUAUGCUAAGGAGUUGAAGAAGCCAAGAUUCAAAGCUGGAUGUAGACCACUUCUUGGAUUAGAUGGAUGUCACCUCAAGAGUGCCUAUGGUGGUAAGCUGUUGUCAGCAGUGUGGGUGGAUGCUAAUAACACAUCCUGGGUGGUUGCUUAUGCACGUGUAGAGAUGGAGAGCAAGGAUUCAUGGGACUGGUUCCUGGGGCUAUUGGUUAAGGAUUUGGAGAUCACUGGUGAAGAAAAUGGUUUUACUUUCAUUUCAAACAAACAAAAGGGGCUUCUACCUACAUGUGAAGAUGUGGUACCACUAGCAGAUCACAGAUUAGGUGUGAGGCACUUGUGGACCAAUUUCAACAAGCUAUUUCCUGGCAAGGUAAUGAAGGACCAGCUGUGGGCAGUUGCCAAGUCCACAACCAUGGCUUACUACCACAAAGAGAUGGUUCUGAUGAACCAAAUGGAUUCAGAGGCUCAUAAAUGGUGA